Messenger RNA from Mobula hypostoma (lesser devil ray), 6934 nucleotides. RefSeq names its product lipin 2 (gene lpin2). NCBI's taxonomy places the organism in Eukaryota, Metazoa, Chordata, Chondrichthyes, Myliobatiformes, Myliobatidae. The transcript is spliced from 20 exons. The coding region runs from base 85 to 2853 and encodes 922 amino acids. Gene Ontology annotation, cellular component: endoplasmic reticulum membrane; nucleus; cytosol. Gene Ontology annotation, molecular function: phosphatidate phosphatase activity; transcription coactivator activity. The record is from RefSeq and is a predicted model, not a curated record. Gene Ontology annotation, biological process: fatty acid catabolic process; triglyceride biosynthetic process; cellular response to insulin stimulus.
UGUUGACUAUGUCUUCCUGUAUGUUGUUGUAUUGCUGCUGUAUUGAACGUGAGUUUGUAAAAAGUUUGGGAAAUACACUCUAAAAUGUACAUGUACAAAGAAAAAAUUGAUUCCUUGGCUGAAAGUAACUGUGAAGAUAACUCUUUUCAAAAAUCGUGGAUCUGGUCACAAACCAUGAACUAUGUUGGACAGUUGCUGGUAACAGUCAAGGAAUUGUACAAGGGGUUGAAUCCUGCAACACUCUCUGGGUGCAUCGAUGUCAUCGUGGUUAAGCAGCAGGAUGGCACGUACCAGUGUUCACCAUUUCACGUUCGUUUUGGAAAGCUUGGGGUACUUCGGUCAAAAGAAAAUGUGAUUGACAUUGAGAUUAAUGGGGAUCCAGUUGAUCUGCACAUGAAGCUGGGUGAUAAUGGAGAAGCAUUCUUUGUGCAAGAGACGGAGAUAGAAAAUGAAGAAGUUCCUCCUCACUUGGCCACUUCUCCCAUCCAUACAGAAGAAGGGCAGUUCUUCAAGGAUAUUAACUUGGAAAAAUCUGGAGCCAAUCUAAUGGAGGAUCAGAAUUUGGAGAACGUUGUCCAGGAAGCAGACCCUGAGAGUGUGGUGUGCUUAGGCUUGGGGAAGAAAAAAAAGCGGCGUAAGAAAAAAUUUAAAUCAGAUGGCAAAAAGGAAGAUCGCACCUCGGGUGGAAGUGAAGAGAUAUUUGAAAUGGACAUGAGUUCUGACGAAGACAAACCAACACACUCUUUCAGGGGUCCAAUAUAUUCCUUGAAGGAUAAUGAGUUGAAAGAAUCUCCAGCUUUUCAGCAUGAGGUCAGUUACUCACAUUCUGAUGGUGACUUGUCUCCAGUUGAGAGAGGAUCCUUUUCCCAGCCUGUUUCACCUAAAAGUGAUUCUGAAUUAAUAGUGAAACCAACAGACAGGCUGAUGUCUGAGCCCCACAUGAAGUGGUCAUGGGGGGGAUUUCCAGAAUCGACAAGGGUGAAUAAAGUGGAGAAACAGGAACAACCAAGAGCCCUCACAAUUACUCCAUCUGAAAACACUCACUUCAGGGUCAUCCUCAGUUCUGCUGCCAUGGACGUGGAUGUAACUGAUGGGGAAAGCACAACUCAUACUUUAUUGAAACCUGAGCCGAGAACACAUGUGAACAAUAGCCAGACAAUCACUGAGAGCACAGUUAUAUCCUCAAAGGAAAUACCUACUGAAAUACUUUCACAAUCCUCACUUCAGCAGAGCAAUCCAGCAUCUAAAAUUACUGUGGUAUCUCAAAUGGACAGAAUCCCUACAGACUCUGGAAUGCAGCCUUCAGUUAUUGCAAAAUUAGAUUCUCCAUCAAAGAAAAAAGGUCUCCAUAAACGAAGUCAGCACCAAGGACCUGAAGACAUCUAUUUGGAUGAUCUGCCUGUGUUGGAACCUGAGGUUGCUGCUCGCUAUUUUCCUAAAAGUGAGUUUGACUGCAGUUCUAAACAGUGGACUGAAUUAGAUGUGCAAUCUGGUUCUCAGUCACCACAGUCAAUAGAAAGUGUGGCAAUAGAUAGUGGCACCGAAUGCCUCUAUGAUUCACCUUCUGAUUUACCAGAUAUUAUAUUUUCGCUCUGUGGGGGCCUAAGUGAAAAUACUGAGAUUUCCACAGAUAAAUUUUUGCAACACAUUGUUACAUAUCAAGAAUUUGCUGAAAAUCCUGGAAUUAUAGAUGAUCCUAAUCUUGUUUUAAGAAUUAAUAACAGGUACUACAACUGGACAUUGGCUGCUCCUAUGAUACUCAGUAUGCAGGCUUUCCAAAAGUGUCUACCCAAGGAAGCGAUUGAUGACUGGGUGAAAAUGAAGAUGCCAAAGAAGUCUGGCAGGUGGUGGUUCUGGCGUAAGAGGGAUAGUACCGUCAAACAGCCUGAGACAAAACAAGAGAAACUGAGUGAAGCAGACAAAACUGGUCAAAGCCAAAACACUGUUACCAGCAGAUCCAAGGAGGAAGAUUCUUCUAGCAAUGAAGACUCAACACAACUAAAUGAACCAACAGCAAAUGAUCCAAAACUCACUGAGAGCACUAAUAAGGAUUAUUCUGUCUCUUACAAGAAGUCUCUGAGGUUGUCCUCAGAACAAAUUGCAAGUCUUAAACUGAAGGAGGGGCCAAAUGAUGCAGUCUUUAGUAUAACAACACAAUAUCAAGGUACCUGUCGCUGUGAAGGAACAAUAUACCUCUGGAACUGGAAUGAUAAAGUCAUCAUAUCUGAUAUUGAUGGAACAAUAACCAAAUCCGAUGCACUGGGACAGAUCCUUCCUCAGCUGGGUAAAGACUGGACCCAUCCAGGGAUCGCAAAACUUUAUCACAAGAUACACGAGAAUGGUUACAAGUUUCUAUACUGUUCAGCACGUGCCAUUGGCAUGGCAGACAUGACAAGAGGGUAUUUGCAUUGGGUUAACGACAAAGGAACAAUCCUUCCCAGAGGGCCUCUAUUGCUGGCGCCCAGCAGUCUCUUUUCAGCACUUCAUCGAGAGGUAAUAGAGAAGAAACCUGAAAAAUUUAAAAUAGAAUGUUUGAAUGACAUCAAAAACCUGUUCAAUGUUUGCAACGAGCCUUUCUAUGCUGCUUUUGGGAACCGGUCCAAUGAUGUUUGUGCUUACAAGCAAGUAGGCGUCCCAGACUACAGAAUCUUUACAGUUAAUCCCAAAGGUGAAUUAAUACAGGAGCAAACCAAGGGUAAUAAAUCUUCGUAUAUCAGAUUGAGUGAGCUUGUUGAACAUGUCUUCCCUUUGCUCAGUCAAGAACAGUGUUCUGCUUUUAUUUAUCCAGAAUACAGCUACUUCAACUAUUGGCGAGAUGUACUGCCAAGUAUCAGUAUGGAAGAACUUAAAUAGGUAUUGGCAUUCAUCCAACUUCUGUCAAAGAAACUCCUAGUACUGUACAACAAAUCUGAUAAGAAUUUUUUUUUUACGUACUGAUUCAACUGUUGUAGAAGCAUGUUAAUACCAGCACUAUUCUCAGGAAUAUAGCCAAGUGUUCAUUUGACCAGUUGGUUGCAGCAGAAGGAAAACCAUGAUUUUAGUCAUGAGCAUUGCACAUACUGUUAGUACUUUACUCUCAUCCUUCCAGUUGCUACUUCAAGUAACUUUUUAACUAAACAGCUUGGUUUAGAUUAGAAAUUAUGCAAUAUAUUGAAAAUGACUAUUUUUAAUACCAAGAAAAUGGGAUCAAUCCAUUGGAAUUUAACAAUGUCCAGUUACAUUUUGUAGCAACAAUCAGAAUCAUGUUGCAAAACCUCAUGUUAUUUGGUGCUGCUUCACCUGUGGUGUAAAUGAAUGCCAAUUUUGUAUUUGUUUUCAAUGAUAAAAAAUUGCACUUUCAUACUAUAAAUCAGAUAUAAGUGAUUCCUGAACAUUCAAAUGGAUGAAAAAGUCUGUGUGCAACCUGACAUUUACUAGCCAUUGACUGUGUGUGUAGACAGACUACCUGUAAGUUUUAUGUAUUUUAUAACCAGUUGCCAUAUACAUUAUCUAUCUCUCAUGAAUGCCUUCAAUUGAUAAAAUGUUUGCCAGAGUAGAAAAAAUGUUUUACAUUGAGGCAUUUCACAGUACAAGAGAUUCUUUCUGUGAAAGAUAUAGAUUAGUGUUAUGAAAACACAUGGAAAGAUAAUCUUUACAGUUCUUAAAUUGAAUAUAGUGAAAGAUAAAUAUCUAAUAAUCAUAUUUCAUAGAGCAACUGUUCUUCACUUUAUUCGUGCCAGAAAUAUUUCCAUUUUUUUUUCAAAGGGCAAGAAAUUUUGAAUUUUAUUUUAAUCACCUAUCCUAUAGAAAUUUUAGGGAGCCUUUUUGUAAUCAGUUAUAAUCCUGGUAAUUGGUUUACAGAAUUUUUUCACAUCUGUGCAUUCUGAUGAGGCUAGUAAAUUAGCAUGUCUUAAUGUAAAAGCUAUACAGAAAUUAUGUUGAUAUUCAAUGUUAUGUUUCUGAGCAUAAAUGAUAUUUGCACAAUAGCAAGAAUCUAAGGAAUUGAAAUGUUGAUUUUGUUUUUGUAUGAUCAUUGAUAACCAGAGCACAGUUGCAACGUACAGCUAGAAUUUCAGUGAUUGUAUUAGAAAAUGUGUCAGUAUUAUACAGCAGAAUGUGUAGCAUUGUACACAUGUAUAACAUCUUGCUGAGACAUUAAAUACAGAGCCAUGGAAUAAAUAACAUAAGAAACCUUAUUUCUGUGUGAUCUGGACUAUUCAGGUAGCAGAAAAUGAGACAAUCACCAGAUAAUUUGAGAAGGUAGUUUUGUUUCAUAGUAGUUUGAAACUGAGCGUUUAUAUCGAGUAGCACGGGUCCCUUGCUCAUUUGUAUUACAAUGUUGGGGUUGGGAAGCUUAACCAAAAUAUUUUGGUAAUACAUUUUUCCAAAAUCUCAAUCUUCCAGGGAGAAUAUUGGCAAGGCUUUUAAUGCACACAUAAGCAGUAAUGUAUUAACCUAACAAAUAUAACAGAAAUAUAAACAUUAGAGCAAAAAGAAAGCCUGUUGCAUCAAAUAGAAUGAUCAACAGUAUAAUUUAGAUGAAGUAGUAGAGAGGUAAAUAUUAUUCACCCAUGAAAAUUACAUAUAUCAUUGUGUAUUAAUUCAGUUAUUUUAAUACCGAUGAAGUAUAGGCACAAUGGUAAAAAUAAAAUUGUAUAUUUUACAAAAAGUGUUAAUCAGUCUAUAAUGGUGAAAAGGAUAAACAACAUUAAUAAAACAGUAAUCUAUCCUCACUGGUGACAAUACUUGAGACCAGAUCAUUCUCUUGAUAAGACAUGUCAGAAAUUCAGCUUCAUUCCAAGUGCAAAAUACUUCUCCCAAUGUUGUUUCCAUUUUUGGAGGUGGGGAGGGGGCUUGUUUCCAUAUGUGCUCUGUGUCCACACCUGCUAUCAUCCACCCAUCUUACAGUAAUCAUACAUUGUUUUUAUUAGCAAAUGUGCUUCAAUGUUUUUAAUAAUUGCAAAUAAAAAUUAACAAUUGAUUUCUUAAAAUUAGUUAUACUAGGUUAACUCAUAGGGCAACAUUAAUGUAGAUUUCCCUGGGCUUAAAGCUUCAUCUUUUCUAAAACUGGAAGAAUUGAUUGAUCAUACAAAAUUAUUUUAAAAAGGGCUGGAAAUACUCAACUGGUCAAAACAACUCCUCUAGAGCAAAGGUUCUCCAAGACAGUGUCAGACUUGAGUACUCUGGCAGUUUUUUUUUCAGAAUUGCAGCAUCUGCAGUUCCCCCCCCCCCCCUUUUUUAAAGUGGAGGUCUAACUUGAACAUUAAAGUGAGAUAUUCAUAAUAUGGUAAAAAACCUACUCUAUCAAAGUAUCCAAUAUUGGAACAAUAAAAUAUGAUACUGCUAAAUAGCAGUAGUGGGAAGGACGUGAUUCAUUCAGACCUUGCCACAGUUUCUUCUGAAUACUUAAGUGAAAAAUCGUAUUUAAAGGUUGCCAUAAAAAUAGAUCAUCCCAAAUUGAAAUGGUGAAUGAAUUUUUAUAAAUUCUUAAAUGCAUUGUCUGAAAUUAAAAUUAUGUAGUUCCAACAGUGUAUAAAAGCAUGAAAAUGGCAUUAGCUAUUAAGUUUUAAGUUGCAUUAAUUUUCAAGUGUCCUCUGAAUUAAAUACUCUGGCUUAUUUAGAAAAAAAAUGGUUAAGUGUUACAAUGCUAGAUAAUUAUCUAAUUGUAUGAAUUAAUAUUCAUCUUUUUCCAAAAGACAAUUAUAUUCUUAUUGUAAACUUGUAAGAAAAAUGUUAAUUUAUUUAUAGCAAGUAUUAUGAAGCUGGCGAUGGCUUAUAGUCUGAGUUGUGACCCGAGUUCAAGGCGGUUUAUAUUGUGAUUGGUUAAUUCUGAAUUGCAUUCCAUCAACCAUAUUUUCCCACCUUUGACUGUUCAUUUUACUUGCACUGUUCAAAGAUUUUGCCUAAUGGCUUUGGUUAUCCUCCUGGAAAUUUUAUAUUUUGUUAAAAACAAAGCAAAUGCCAAAACAAGGAAAUAGCUCUCUUUUUUCUAUCAUCAUCAUCAUCCUCCUCCCCAAAAAAAAGCAAUGUUGUCUCAGCAUUUUAGCAAAAAGCACGAGUCAUAUUCUUGCUUGCAAUAUGCAGAAACAUGUAAAUUUUGUUUCAUACACUCUUGUUAAAUGUGCAAUGUACCAUAACAUUUUGGAUCUUGACGAGGUUUUGAUUUUGUUGCUAUGCACCCAAGCUGCUUUGAACUGACUUAUUCCAAGUAUAAUAAACUACUGUGUCCAUUAGCACAAAGCUUGCAUAUAAUAAAGCACAGCUUGUUUAACUUUGUAAAUUAUUACCUUAAAUCUUUGCAGCCAUUAAUGCAAUUUUAUUUUAAUCGCUCCAAUCAAAUUACUCCCAAGAGAACUGUUCAUUAGAAAAUUGUCAUUGGUAGAUUUGUGAUACCAUUCAAAUAUUAGAUUUAAUGCUACCUUAGUUAAAAUUUAAGGGUAGGUUUGCAAAAAUUAUGGGCUAUUUUCACUUGAUUCAACUGCAGUGAGGGGAAAAUCCAUGUUUGUUAAAUUAAAACAAGACAUUUAAUAUGACUGAAAAUACCUACGCCAAAAUAUUUAAAAGGCAAUAUUGUUGCUAUCACAUGUAUAUAGUUUGCUCAUUAUUAAAUAUGUAAAACAAUAAUGACCUUUUCUCAGCUGACUGAGCUUGGAAUCCAGGACCUUUGACAUUCUGGUAAACUUUGUCAACAAGUAAAAAUAUUUAAAAGUUGAUCUUUAACUCUCCACUGGAAUUUUUUUUAGUUAGUGUAAUGGAAUGUGAUCAUAAUCCUAUUAUUGAAAAGGUUAUUUAAGAGUAUCCAAUAAUAAAAAACAUAAACCAGAAGCUUAUCCAGAAUUCUAACUUUGUGGAUUUAGCCCUUAACAUUGAAUUGACAUUUUAUAAAAUAGUAUUUUUUUUUACUGUCAAAUUCAGGAAUAUCCACAUCCUUUUCACACACGCCAAGUCAUUGUGU